CCAACACGUUGGCACCACCGCCACCGAAAUUUUUUUUACGCAAUUUUUUAGGUUAGUUCGGGAUUUUUAUUUUGUAAUUAAUUAAAUUUGCUACAGAGGAAGUAGCCAGUUUUAGAACCGAUGGCUGAGGAAAACCGCCUUAAAAUGGGUCCGAGAGAGGGCAUCUCGUACCCCAUUCAAGUAACUUACUGCGGAAACUGUACAAUGCCUAUUGAGUACUGCGAAUAUUAUCCAGAGUACGACAAAUGUAAACAGUGGCUAGAGAAAAACUUACCAAGGGAAUUUGAAAAAGUAAAAAUAGGAGACGGAGGCGAUACCCCUGCUGGUGAAGAAGAAAAAAAACGACAAAAACGUGGAGGCAAAGGCAUCAUUAAAACCAAGAAAAAAGAGGAGGGUCCUAAGCAAGUGUACGUUUCUAGAGCUCCAAGAGGCAAAAAGAAGUCUGUCACAGUAGUAACUGGACUCAACACUUUUGACAUUGACCUAAAAGUGGCGGCCAAAUAUUUUGGGCAAAAAUUUGCUUGCGGGUCAUCGGUUACUGGGGAAGAUGAAAUUGUGAUCCAAGGAGACGUCAAAGACGAUUUGUUUGAUGUUAUUCCUGAAAAAUGGCCUGAGAUCGAUGAAGACUUCAUUGAGGACCUCGGCGAUCAAAAAAGAUAGAUUUAACAUUAUUUAUUGUAAAAAAUAUAUUCUGGAACAUACAAGCUAAUAAAGAUGAUUUGUUAAUAA
Molecule: messenger RNA, 729 nt
Organism: Anthonomus grandis grandis
Lineage: Eukaryota; Metazoa; Arthropoda; Insecta; Coleoptera; Curculionidae
Product: density-regulated protein homolog
Exons: 4
Coding region: 121-660 (179 amino acids)
Biological process (GO): translation reinitiation; formation of translation preinitiation complex
Molecular function (GO): translation initiation factor activity; mRNA binding
Source: RefSeq, a predicted model, not a curated record